AUGCCGGUCCAGUGUCCCUUCGCCAUCCAGGUCUUCCUCGACUCCAGCUGCCCCCGUGGACUUCUCCCCACCUCGUUCUCCCUCCCUGUACUCUCUGUGGCUCGGCCCUCGUCCACCACGUCCCGCAGCCGCGAGUCCCUGAGCUUCUGUCUUCAGUCCUUUUGGGCCACUCCCUUUGCUCAGUUGGCCUGGGGUGGGGCGCCCCCCGCCUCCCCCGCUCCCCCUCUCCCCCUGACGGGCUGGGCUCCCCCCAGCUCCCCUGUCUCCAGAGUUGUCUACAACGGCAAGAGGAACAGCAGCCCCCGCUCCCCCCCCAGCAGCAGCGAGAUCUUCACCCCAGCCCAUGAGGAGAAUGUGCGCUUCAUCUACGAAGCCUGGCAGGGUGUGGAGCGAGACCUGCGCAGCCAGAUGUCAGGCAGCGAGCGGGGCCUGGUGGAGGAGUACGUGGAGAAGGUCCCUAACCCCAGCCUGAAGACCUUCAAGCCCAUCGACCUGAGCGACCUGAAGCGCCGGAACACGCAGGACGCCAAGAAGUCCUAGAGCGCCGGGCCCUCCCCUGGCCUCUGGGAGAUCUGGGUGCCGCCUGCUGCCAGGACCUCCUCUCCUGUGGGCCCAGCUCCUGGGAGGGGAGGAGGCCUUGCUCCCAGUGGGCUGAAAACCCCAGGACCAGGACAGGCAAGAUUGACGGCCGAGGCCUUCCCCUCCUCCCCAAGCCCCCUCCUUUUCUCUUGGGGGAUCUCAAGCUGCCCCUGUCACUAGGAGAGCUUGGCCUUGCCAGCCCCUGCCCUCCCCUGGGCCUGGCUGCAUCUUUGGAGCUGCCUGGCCCUGCCUGCCCCCCAGGACCUUGACCCUGAGCUCCCUCCCCUUUCCCACCACCUUUCCCUGCCCCUACCCCCUACCCCUGGCCACUUGUAGGAUCAGGAAGGAGAUGAAGGGGCCUCUGUUGUCUUCUGUGCUGGUGGGAGUGGGCUGGGUUUGUCCCUGAGGUGUCCAGGAGACAGGACAAGGGCUAUCCCACCCGAGCCCCACGUGGGUUCCCCACUGACCCUUGCUGCUUCUCUGGCCUGGACGCAGGGAGCAUCUGGCCCCCCCAGACCCUGUCCAGCCGGGCCCCUUCCUUCCCUGUGUCAGCUUCCGGAUGGCACCAGAUCUCCCAGCCGGGGACACUGCUAGGCACCUCCUCCAAGGGUCCUGGGCAGCCAGGCCCGGCCCCACCUUGGGAAGGGCAUGGGGCUGCCCUGAGCUGGUGAGGCCGCCCAGUGUGUCCUGCUCCGUACAGUGAGCUGGGAGGAUUUUCAGGGCCACUUGUUCUUCCUGUGCCCUGCAAAUCCAAGUGUCUGUGACUGGAACCUGAGGACCAGUGAAUAAAGGCGAGAUGGCAUUGGUUCGG
Messenger RNA from Vicugna pacos (alpaca), 1390 nucleotides. Lineage: Eukaryota; Metazoa; Chordata; Mammalia; Artiodactyla; Camelidae. The record is from RefSeq and is a predicted model, not a curated record.